AUGUUCUUCAAGACAACUCCCAUAGAGGAGAUCGUGGGAAAAGCCAUUGCACAGGUUCUUCCUGACCAUGGUAAACCCUGGUAUAGAGUAAGACAUCUUUUGCAACUCAAUCUUAUCUUGCUUGUACCGCUCCUUUCAUCGGCCACCGCUGGUUACGAUGGCUCUUUGAUGAAUGGACUUCAGGCAAUUGACGAAUGGAAAGAGGCAUUCAACCAUCCCAAAGGUACUAUGCUUGGGUUUGUCAAUGCAGCACAAAACUUUGGCUGCGUUAUUGCCCUUCCCUUCUGUGGCUGGCUCACAGAUUACCUUGGUAGGAAGUGGACAUUGUGUAUUGGUCUUUGGGGAAUUGUCAUUGCUACGAUUAUCCAGGCCACGGGAGAUACUCUUGCCCAACUCAUUGCCUCGAGAUUCAUUGUUGGCGGUGCUGGUAUGCUAGCAGUUCAGCCUGCUCCUUUACUUGUGGCUGAAUUAUCGUAUCCAAGCUACAGAGGUAAGAUGACGUCCAUGUACUGGUGCUUGUACUAUUUGGGAGCCAUCUUGGCAUCUUGGGCUUGUUAUGGUACUGCUGGUAGGGGUGAUACUUGGGCAUGGCGGAUCCCAACAAUUCUUCAAGGCGGUUAUCCAGUUGUGCAGCUUGCGUUUUUGGUCUUUGUCCCCGAGAGCCCAAGAUGGCUAAUAUCCAAGGGUAAAGUAGACAAAGCGAGGGAGAUAAUGGUGAAAUAUCAUGCUGGAGGUGACGAGAACAGCCCGCUUGUGGAUGUGGAAGUGACCGAAAUUCUCGGUGCUUUGGAGUUGGAGAGACUGGCGAAGCAAACCAAAUGGCUGGAUUUGAUCGCUACCCCAGGAAACAGAAAAAGAACAUACAUUGCAUUAUCUCUUGGAAUUUUUGCUCAAUGGAAUGGGGUAGCUGUGGUUUCCUAUUAUCUCACAUUAGUACUUGACACUAUUGGGAUCACCUCUUCUUCAAUGCAAACAUUGAUCAAUGGGCUCUUGCAGAUAUUCAACCUCAUAGCGGCCGCUUCGGCUGCUUUGCUUGUGGAUUUUUUGGGUAGAAGAACAUUGUUCCUUUGGUCUGGAAUAGGAAUGCUUGUGUCUUACAUUAUCUGGACCGCUUGUUCCGCUGUGUUUGACCAGAAUGGGUCCAUGGCAGCAGGAAGGGCAGUUGUUGGGUUCAUCUUUAUCUUCUACUUCCACUAUGAUAUCGCCUACACUCCAUUGCUUUUGGGGUACCCUACAGAGAUCUUUCCAUACUCGUUACGGUCCAAAGGUGUUACAGUUGAGCUUUUGGGAGUCUAUGGGUCACUAGUGAUUGCGUCCUUCUGCAAUUCCAUUGCCUUGGACGAUAUCGGCUGGCGCUAUUACAUUGUCUUUUGUGUUUUGCUCGGAAUUAUUGUCCUCAAUACCUACUUCUUCUAUCCAGAGACAAAGGGUUACUCUUUAGAGGAAGUAGCGAAAUUGUUUGACGGAGAGAAAGCCAUGGACUUGGAACUGUUGCUGGACAAUAAAGCCGAAGUGGAGUACAUUGAAACCGUGCCCAAGCAGGGUUAA
Messenger RNA from Candidozyma haemuli, 1548 nucleotides. RefSeq lists its product as uncharacterized. The transcript has a single exon. The coding region runs from base 1 to 1548 and encodes 515 amino acids. Gene Ontology annotation, cellular component: membrane. The record is from RefSeq and is a predicted model, not a curated record. Gene Ontology annotation, biological process: carbohydrate transport; transmembrane transport. NCBI's taxonomy places the organism in Eukaryota, Fungi, Ascomycota, Pichiomycetes, Serinales, Metschnikowiaceae. Gene Ontology annotation, molecular function: carbohydrate:proton symporter activity.